AUUUGGAUACCCCUGCUAUUUACUCGAACCGUGGUGAUUCACUCAAUCACCCUCUUCGUCUCUAAUUGAUUCCUAUCAGCGACGGAUAUUCCCCAAUACGCAGAAUAUAAUCCAACCCCGGAGUUACUCCACCACUUUCACCACCUGGAAGUAACCCAUCGAGCUUCCCCGCAUCCAACUACCACUACCCUCUCUACCCACCACAUACAUACACGCAGAGACACCGAAGGAAGACAUCGAAGAUGCAAGCCGUCCCCGAAUCCCGCCAACAAACCUUCGAGGAGAUCUACGGCCCUCCGGAAAACUUCCUCGAGAUAGAAGUAAGAAACCCCCAAACGCACGGCACCUCCCGCAACAUGUACACCUCCUACGAAAUCGUCUGCCGCACCAACAUCCCAGCGUUCAAACUGAAACAUUCCGUCGUAAGGCGCCGAUACUCCGAUUUCGAGUACUUCCGGGAUAUACUCGAGCGGGAGUCGACGAGGGUCACGAUCCCGCCGCUACCGGGGAAGGUAUUCACCAAUCGGUUUAGUGAUGAUGUGAUUGAGCAUCGACGGGAGGGGUUGCAGCGGUUUUUGCAGAUUGUUGCGGGCCAUCCGUUGUUGCAGACGGGGAGUAAGGUUUUGGCGAGUUUUGUGCAGGAUCCGAAUUGGGAUCGGAAUGCGUGGUAGAUUGGUACGUACUUCGUACUGUGGGGGAGGGAUGGAGGGGUGAGUGGGUUGGGGAUAUGGAGGGGGAUAUGGUAUGGGAGAAUGAAUGAGGGAGAGUAUGUGAUAAGGUAGGAGGGAAUCAUUGGCAAUUGCGGGUUGAGGUAAGGUAGUAUUCGUCUGUUCAUUUUUCAUUCUGUCUUGUCUGGCGGAUAUCAUGUAACUAGCGUUCUGUUGUCCUUUUGCAAUCAGUGUUGUUCUGUCAUUCAUGUCUGUCUGUUCUUAGCAUAAAAGCUGUUAUCAUCCUGAG
Messenger RNA from Aspergillus costaricaensis CBS 115574, 957 nucleotides. Its product is annotated as sorting nexin-3. NCBI's taxonomy places the organism in Eukaryota, Fungi, Ascomycota, Eurotiomycetes, Eurotiales, Aspergillaceae. The record is from RefSeq and is a predicted model, not a curated record. Gene Ontology annotation, biological process: endocytic recycling; late endosome to Golgi transport. The transcript is spliced from 3 exons. Gene Ontology annotation, molecular function: phosphatidylinositol-3-phosphate binding. Gene Ontology annotation, cellular component: retromer complex; early endosome membrane. Bases 243 to 671 code for a protein of 142 amino acids.